AUGGAAAUAAAAGAACACAGCGGCCCCACCUAUUUAUAUUGUACAUUGUCUAAUCCGAUCAGCACUGUUUCAAAAAUAGAGGAUACGCUGCUUGUUUUCUUCUCUGCCAAUUCAUCUCUAGUAAUGACUACUGACUUUGCAAAAUGCAAUCCUAACAAUGUCGAUUCAUCGAACGACCUUCCUCCGGAAAUCGAUAACGAAAUUUUAGAAGCAGAUCUUGAGGAAAAACAACGUCUUAUAAGUCAGAUUUUGGAGCUACAACAUACACUUGAGGAUUUAUCCACACGGGUAGAUGCUGUGAAAGAAGAAAAUUUAAAAUUACGUUCUGAAAAUCAAAUUCUUGGCCAAUAUAUUGAAAAUAUGAUGGCAAAUUCAUCAGUUUUUCAAUCAACAUCACCACGUGUUGAUGAGAAUAGGUCACGUACAAAUAAAAGAGUUGGGAGAUGAUUAUAAGAAAAUGUGAUAUAUAUUACAUACAAUAAAGUUGGCUAGAAAUACUGAAGGUAAAGAUGGGGAUAAUUAAAUUCCUAAUACUUCAUUUGCCCUAAUUUUUUGGGACCUGAUAGUUCUGCGAAUUUCAGAGUUUUGAGAUCACAACAAUGAUAAUAAUAUUUGCAAUGUUGGAUUUAAGCUAUUUUCUCAUCUUCGAAUAUUUCUUUUCGUAACUUUUUAAGCUGAUAAUUUUUGUUGUCUUUCUACUGCGCUUACACUAAACAAAGCACUUGUAAUAAAAACCACGAUAAUAUUAGUUAUGUUAACAUGAAGGAUGGCUUUUCUGUUGUUUUUAACUUCUUAUUUUACUAUCUUGUGAUUUUCAUUUUAUUAGAUUGAUACGCUUUUAGUUUUACCUCUGCCUGAAGAAAUUACAUAUGCAUUUAUAUGUUAGCAAGUAAAGUGUCAGUGCUGUCUGCUUUUUUUUCAUGUAAACAAUAUUGUCAUAAUUUAGCCCAACGUAUCUUAUCAUCAAUAAGUGAGUUUUUCAGUAAAUCUAUUUGAUUUACUAUGUAGGAGAAUUUCUAGGUGACGGAACGUUUUUGGAACUUUAGUUUUUGUUAGUGUUGUAAUGUGAUGUGUCGAGUUUCAGCUAACCGUUAGUCAACAAACAAUCGGGUUAAGGCGCA
This is a messenger RNA of Schistosoma margrebowiei, 1121 nucleotides long. The record is from the annotation of a GenBank genome assembly. Lineage: Eukaryota; Metazoa; Platyhelminthes; Trematoda; Strigeidida; Schistosomatidae.